AUGGCAGUUACGUCUCAGUCGUGGACUGAAAAUAUCAUCAUAGCGAGCUCGACGUCGCAACUUCUGCGGCCAGAGUUUCCGUUCGACGCAAGGCUCAGAAAUCCCGGCGUUACACAGGGCGAAUGGGGCUUAUUCACGACAGAAUUGGUUCAUUGUAUGCGUCUCGCUCGUGCAAGUCGGCACUCCGCCCUCGGUUCCGGGAUAUUGGUUGGGGCGACCUUAUCCGCCAUCGGGGGUCCCUUGGGGCCUCUGAUGGGGGUGUGUACUUGGCGAUUUGCCAGGCGAGCACUCGAGCAAGAGAAUGUCCUUCAAAACACACUUCUCGCGAGGGUGCUUGACAGUACACUGGAGCACUGGAACUCGGAGCUCUUCCUGUCCCACGGCCUCAUUGUGAGGCUGGAGUUUCCCGACGGCCGCAGGGCAACACAAGAGAGGGAUGAUGAUGAAUACCCGGAGUAUUUCGCGCGGCAAAAGAGCUCGUCUCGCUCUGAGAGCAGAAAAGUCACCAAGGAGUACGGACGGAAUUUGUACUGGGUCAGCGGUCUAGACAAACCGCGGCUGGUGCUGACGCACCUCGAUGCUGGCUGCGACCACCAAGAGCCACCUCCAGUGCUUUAA
Fonsecaea multimorphosa CBS 102226 is the source of this 618-nucleotide messenger RNA. RefSeq lists its product as uncharacterized. NCBI's taxonomy places the organism in Eukaryota, Fungi, Ascomycota, Eurotiomycetes, Chaetothyriales, Herpotrichiellaceae. The coding region runs from base 1 to 618 and encodes 205 amino acids. The transcript has a single exon. The record is from RefSeq and is a predicted model, not a curated record.